Molecule: messenger RNA, 1188 nt
Organism: Apiotrichum porosum
Lineage: Eukaryota; Fungi; Basidiomycota; Tremellomycetes; Trichosporonales; Trichosporonaceae
Exons: 7
Coding region: 1-1188 (395 amino acids)
Biological process (GO): L-leucine biosynthetic process; L-valine biosynthetic process
Cellular component (GO): mitochondrion
Molecular function (GO): branched-chain-amino-acid:2-oxoglutarate transaminase activity
Source: RefSeq, a predicted model, not a curated record
AUGACCACCCAGGCUCCCCUCAAGGCAUCGCCCCUCUACUUCUCGCCCAUCUCCCCUUCGCACAACGUUGCCCCUGGCAAGGAGGGCUAUGGACGCUACAUGCUCACCAUCCCCUGGAGCCGCACUUCCGGCUGGGGCCAGGCCAAGAUCAGCCCUCGUGCCGACCUUUCGUUCGACCCCCUUGCCGGUGUCCUCCAGUACGCCACUACUUGCUUUGAGGGCAUGAAGUGCUACAAGGACGAGGCUGGUGACCUCCGUCUCUUCCGCCCCAACCUCAACUUUGACCGCCUGAAGCGCUCGGGUGCCCGUCUCGGUCUUCCCGCCGAGUGGGACAACGCCGAGCUCCUCGACCUCUUCUCCAAGCUCCUCUACCUCGAGACCGACCUCGUACCCCAGGCCGACGGCCAGAACCUCUACAUCCGUCCUACCCUCCUCGAGACCUCGGAGUCGUUUGGCAUCAAGGAGGACGCCUUUGCUUCGGAGGCUCUCCUCUACGUCGUCACCUCGGUCAACCUUGGUGCCGGUCUCUACGCCUCGGCCGAGGGCAAGGGUCUCCGCCUCGACGCCUGCAGCGAGUUCAUCCGCGCCUGGCCCGGAGGCACCGGUAGCUACAAGCUCGGCGCCAACUACGGUACCGUCUCGGUCGCCAAGAAGCCCGGAUUCGCCAUGUCGCUCUGGCUCCACGGUGCCGAGGACUUUGUGUCCGAGGCCGGUGCCAUGAACAUCUGGAUCAUCAAGGAGGCCAAGGACGGCGUCCUCGAGUUCGUCACCAUGUCCCUCGACAACGGUAUCGUUCUUCCCGGCGUUACCCGUGCCUCGAUCAUCCAGCUCCUCGAGGACCACGCCUCGGGCAAGGCCGAGUUCCCCCUCCCUGGCAUGCCCAAGAACAUCCGCGUCGUCCAGCGCGACAUUCCCAUGGCCGAGAUCGUCGAGGGUACCAAGGACGGCUCGCUCAAGGGAAUGUUCGGCUGCGGAACAGGAGUUGUCGUUGUACAGGUGGCCGAAAUCCAGUACAAGAACGAGCUCUACCAGAUCCCCGCCAACCCCGCCAUCAAGCUCCUCCGUGACACCAUGACCGCCGUCCAGCGCGGCGCGAUUGCCCACGAGGACUGGUCGUAUGUCAUCCCCGCGUGGGAGGCCGGCUCGGCCCAGGAGCACGAUGUCGACGGCCAGAAGGUCGUUGCCUAA